CGAUCGAUGAAAUUGAUAGGACUUACGGGAGGCAUUGCCUCAGGGAAAUCGACGGUAUCUCGUAUGCUGAGAGACCAGCAGUUGCCCAUCAUCGAUGCCGACUUGAUUGCCCGACAGGUGGUCGAACCGGGAAGAAAAGCGAAUCGUCUUGUUCGACAGCAUUUUGGCGACGACGUGUUUCUGCCGGAUGGCCAUUUGGAUCGAGCGAAACUGGGAGACAUUAUUUUUCGGGAUCCUCAGAAACGCCAAGUUCUGAAUCGAUGCAUUCAUCCUUAUGUGAAACUGGAAAUCCUCAAACAAGCCGUUUUGCACUGGUUAAAAGGCGCCGAUAUGGUGAUUUUUGAUGUACCUCUCUUGCUGGAAGCUGGGUUGGACAAGUUUAUGGGUACCACCGUCGUGGUCUUUUGUUCAGAUGUGCUGCAGUUGCAACGACUCAUCAAACGCGAUGGACUAUCGGAAGAACAAGCGAAUCAACGCAUUACAGCCCAGAUGCCCAUGCAUGAAAAAGUGGCUCGAGCCGAUAUCGUUUUGGAUAACUCGAGCGAUUUACCACAGUUAGAGAUCCAAGUGAAAAAUAUGGUCAAGAAACUUCGUCCUUCGACUGUCACCUGGUUUCUCGAGUACGCCGGCCCUCCCGCAGCCUUUGCCAUCUCCGUUGUAGCUUUCAAAACUUAUGCACCAUACCUCAUCCGCUUUGUGAUGAACUACGUAUCUCCCUCACCACACUGAGGUCUCCAUUGAAUGCAUACAUUAGGUGUGAUUGUUUAUUAUAUUUCUAGGCAGGGUGAUUUUCGAUAGUAGGCGAGACGGGUUGAAAGGAUCGACGAAUGUACA
Molecule: messenger RNA, 834 nt
Organism: Radiomyces spectabilis
Lineage: Eukaryota; Fungi; Mucoromycota; Mucoromycetes; Mucorales; Radiomycetaceae
Product: dephospho-CoA kinase
Exons: 3
Coding region: 7-729 (240 amino acids)
Biological process (GO): coenzyme A biosynthetic process
Molecular function (GO): ATP binding; dephospho-CoA kinase activity
Source: RefSeq, a predicted model, not a curated record